Molecule: messenger RNA, 3000 nt
Organism: Xyrauchen texanus (razorback sucker)
Lineage: Eukaryota; Metazoa; Chordata; Actinopteri; Cypriniformes; Catostomidae
Gene: c5ar1
Product: complement C5a receptor 1
Exons: 2
Coding region: 1147-2220 (357 amino acids)
Biological process (GO): phospholipase C-activating G protein-coupled receptor signaling pathway; chemotaxis; positive regulation of cytosolic calcium ion concentration
Cellular component (GO): plasma membrane
Molecular function (GO): complement receptor activity; G protein-coupled receptor activity
Source: RefSeq, a predicted model, not a curated record
UUCAAGUAACACAAAAAUGUAAUUAACCUGAACUAAAGAUCAGUAUAUGACUGCAAGAAUUUAAAAUGUAAUGUAUCACACUACUUUUUGAGAAAAUUCAUUAGAUUAAUGUACUAAAUAUUCUAUGCACCCAACACUGACCUUAAUGAAACGGCAAAAACUAAAAACUUCCAAAGCUACUAAAAAUGAAAUCCUUGUGAAGCACAUCUCUUAUCACAAUACGUACAUACAUUGUUUUUCCACACAUGAUCAUUACCAAAUGAAAACAUUAGGAAUUUAAUUAAAACAAUAAAAUGCAUUAAUAUCUCUACUCAAAAUCCAUAGUUUGUAAUUCAGUGUCAAAAGUCUAAAGGGUAAAGGCUAUCCAUUAUCCAAUCACAAUUUAAUGUAAGGAUGUGAAAUUAAUUGGUAAGAGCAAUUUCUGCACAUUCACAUAAAGCACUUAAAAUGGAAGUGAAUGGGGGCCAGAUUUAUAACAUAACAAUACUCACUUUUUCAAAUAUAUAGCCACAAGUUAUAAACAAUAUGCAUGUUAACAUGAUUUUAGUGUGAUAAAAUUGCUUAAUAACCUUUUCUGUGUAAAGUUAUAGACAAUUUUGAAACCCUCCAAAAAUUGGCCUCAUUUACUUCUGUUUGUAAAUGCAUCACUGUAACCUUGAUUUUUUCUUUUUUGAAAGAAAAGGAGGGAUGAGUCAAAUACAUUUUUGUGGUAAUCAACAUUAUAACACAAAUGCUGUUGAUUAAACUUAACUUGUAUUGAACCUGGAAUAUUCCCUUAAAGAAGCUAUUUCUACCUGAUUUAACCCAUAAAAUAGUUUUGUUCAUUUUAAAUAAUAUUUUUGACUUAAACCAAACCAACUUAUUUAGAUAUUUAUUUAUUUAUUGUUUGAGUGUAGACAUCUCCCCUCUCAACUACAGCUCAAAAGGGCUCCUCCCAAAAUGUUCAAGAGGCAACCAUUGAACAGAGCAUACAAAAUGUGCUUACUCAACUUCUUGUUAGUCUUAGUACACAGUGCUUUACAAACAUUUCUUGGCUAUAUCAAAGUACACUUCAAGGGAAACAACAAAGCAGAAGCUGAGCCUAAAGGCUGAAUAUUGCAUUUGGUGUAGGAGACAACUUCAUAACCACAAAGUGUGAGAGCUAAAAUGGGUGACUAUCUAGAUUUUUAUAACGUUAGCGACUGGACGGAUGGAGAUACAAACAGCACCCUUGAACCGUUCCCCAUUGAACAGCAUGUGUCUGUGCUAGGUGCUCGCCACUGGUUCUCUCUGAUUUGCUACAGCAUUGUCUUCCUGUUAGGUGUCCCUGGCAAUGGACUUGUGGUGUGGGUUACUGCAUUCCGAAUGCCCAACUCUGUAAACGCACAGUGGUUUAUGAAUCUGGCCAUUGCAGAUCUGUUGUGUUGCUUAUCCCUCCCUCUGCUGAUGGUACCACUUUCCCAGGACCAGCACUGGCCAUUUGGUCCAUUGGCAUGCAAAGUAGUACACAGUCUGUUGUACAUGAUGAUGUACUGCAGUGUUCUGCUCCUGACCGUGAUCAGCUUGGACCGCUUUCUGCUGGUGACCAAACCUGUGUUGUGCCAGAACCGGAGGCAUCCGAGGCAAGCCAGGUGGACCUGUUUGGUGAUUUGGAUGCUGGCACUCUUAGGAAGCUCUCCUCAGUUUGUUUAUAUGAAGACAAAGCAAGAACAUUUCACACUCAAAACAUUGUGCGUUAGUGUCCACGAUAGCCUUGGUUCCGCAUGGGCUGUGACCCUUGUACGUUUUUUUCUGUCUUUUCUGUUACCUUUCUCGAUAAUCUGUGUCAGCCAUUGGAAGGUGCUCAAGAUGACAAGAACCGGGCAUGGAAGAAAAGGCAAUGAAAAGUCAGCCCGCACGCUGCAUGUAAUCUUUGCUUUGGUGUUUAGCUUCUUCCUAUGCUGGAUUCCUCUUCACAUUGUGGAUUUUCUUCAAUUGAUUACAUACAACCAAUCAGUAAACUUACACACCAACCUGCGUCUAGCCCAUGUGUUAGCGCUCUGCUUGGCUUACAUUAACAGCUGCCUCAAUCCUCUGCUCUAUGUAUGUCUUGGACGUGGUUUUAAAAAAAAUCUUAUUAGCUCGCUGCGUAGUGUGCUCCACUUUGCAUCCGAGGCACCACGCAGUGGAAUGAGUUUUACUGCAAGCAGUAAGACAACCACAACUGGCAACACUAGCAUGAUCAGGGAGAAACCUAUGUGAAACUUUUUCUAUACAAGUGGAUGUAAACAAGAAGCUCUUAUAAACCUGCGGAGAUCAAUUUGCUAGCGUUCCCAUUCAUCUAAAUAGGAGUUGCUCAUUCAAUUCUGGAAGUAUGCAACCUGGAUGUAAGUGCCAUGACUGAUCUGCUAUGACUGAAUCAAUACAGCUGACAGGACAAAUAAAAGUAAAUUAUAAUUUGGAUAAAAGCAUCUGCCAAAUGCAUGAAUGUAAAUGUAACUGCAUGCUAACGAGCUUGACUAAUCACUUGAGGAUGGUGAGGAGGGAUAAAGCGAUAAAACAGUCUGUUUAGUUGUGCACAUGAUUCUGAAAACCUUUAAUUAAACCAGAUUUAGGAAACAGUAUUUUUAUUUGCAAGUACAUCAAAAUAAGUAAGAUGGUGCAACGCUCAAAUAUUUAGUAUUGCGUAAAUUGUGACUUAGUGUCCAUUUACGAUAGGCUAGGCUAAGUUGCAACGUACGUAUAGCUGGUGCAUCCGGCCAAAUGUAGCUUAAUGUAACAGCACUCCAUGGCAACUGAGAACAAUACAGAAAGUUGUGCAAUUAACAGUAUUCAUACUACUUAUAACAUCUACUAUAAUGCAGUGUAUUAUAAUAGUUUUGUUUGCGUUAGUAUGACUACCAUUUUGCUACUGUAUAUCUUACUGCUUAUCAAAAUUCCCUUAAUAUUCACUUAUUGAUAUAAUCUGUUUGAUCUUUGUUUUACCAUUUGAAUUAUGUAUUGACUGAAAGCAUGAAAUAAACAGCAAAGUUUGAAUUUUGA